This is a messenger RNA of Carlito syrichta (Philippine tarsier), 4344 nucleotides long. RefSeq names its product FCH and double SH3 domains 1 (gene FCHSD1). NCBI's taxonomy places the organism in Eukaryota, Metazoa, Chordata, Mammalia, Primates, Tarsiidae. Gene Ontology annotation, biological process: regulation of actin filament polymerization; neuromuscular synaptic transmission. The record is from RefSeq and is a predicted model, not a curated record. Bases 47 to 2110 code for a protein of 687 amino acids. Gene Ontology annotation, molecular function: protein binding. Gene Ontology annotation, cellular component: neuromuscular junction; recycling endosome. The transcript is spliced from 20 exons.
CUCGAGUUCCGGAGUCGAGUCGCUGGCUGCCUGGGCCGGAGCGGAGAUGCAGCCGCCGCCCCGAAAAGUGAAGGCGGCACAGGAGGUGAAGCUUCGCUUCCUGGAACAGCUGAGCAUCCUUCAGACCCGGCAGCAGAGGGAGGCGGAUCUGCUGGAGGACAUCAGAUCCUACAGCAAGCAGAGGGCAGCCAUUGAACGGGAGUAUGGGCAGGCACUCCAGAAACUGGCUGGGCCAUUUCUGAAGAGAGAAGGGCACCGGAGUGGGGAGAUGGACAGCAGGGGCAGGACGGUGUUUGGUGCCUGGCGCUGCCUGCUGGAUGCCACUGUGGCUGGGGGCCAAACCCGGCUCCAGGCGUCCGACCGUUACCGUGACCUAGCAGGGGGCGCAGGGCGGAAUACCAAGGAGCAGGUGCUUAGGAAGGGAACAGAGAACCUCCAGAGGGCGCAGGCGGAGGUGCUGCAGUCUGUCCGGGAGCUGAGCCGAAGUCGGAAGCUGUACGGGCAGCGGGAACGUGUGUGGGCCUUGGCACAGGAGAAGGCAGCUGAUGUCCAGGCCAGGCUGAACCGAAGUGACCAUGGGAUCUUCCACUCGCGGACCAGUCUCCAGAAACUAAGCGCCAAGCUGUCUGUCCAGUCGGCCCAGUACUCCCAGCAGCUCAGAGCGGCUCGCAAUGAGUACCUGCUCAACUUGGUGGCCACCAACGCCCACCUUGACCAUUACUACCAGGAGGAACUGCCAGCCCUGCUCAAGGCCCUGGUCAGCGAGCUGUCAGAGCACUUGAGGGACCCCUUGACCUCACUGAGCCACACUGAGCUGGAAGCCGCAGAGCUGGUCCUGGAGCAUGCCCACCGUGGGGAGCAGACAACCUCCCAGGUAGGCUGGGAGCAGGAUCUGAAGCGGUUUCUUCAGGAGCCUGGAGUGUUUUCCCCCACCCCACCUCAGCAGUUUCAGCCAGCAGGGGCUGAUCAGGUGUAUGCCCUGGAGUGGGGAGCAGAAGGUGUGGAAGGGGAGAGUGGCCUGGAGAAAGAGGUUCAGCGCUGGACGAACCGAGCUGCCCGUGACUACAAGAUCCAGAACCAUGGGCGUCGGGUGCUGCAGCGAUUGGAACAGAAGCGACAGCAGGCUUCAGAGCGGGAGGCUCCAGGCGUAGAACAGCGGCUACAGGAAGUGAGGGAGAGCAUCCGCCGGGCACAGGUGAGCCAAGUGAAGGGGGCUGCCCGGCUGGCCCUGUUGCAGGGGGCUGGGCUGGAUGUGCAGCACUGGCUGAAGCCAGCCAUGACUCAAGCCCAGGAUGAGGUGGAGCAGGAGCGACGGCUCAGCGAGGCUCGGCUGUCUCAGAAGGACCUCUCUCCCACCGCUGAGGAUGCUGAGCUUUCUGACUUUGAGGAAUGUGAGGAGGCAGGGGAGCUCUUUGAGGAGCCUGCCCCCAUAUCCCUGGUCACCAGGCCUCUCCCCUGCCCUGCACAUGUGGUGUUUGGCUAUCAGGCAGGGCGAGAGGAUGAGCUGACCAUCAUGGAGGGUGAGUGGCUGGAGGUCAUAGAGGAGGGAGAUGCUGACGAGUGGGUCAAGGCUCGGAACCAGCAUGGCGAUGUAGGCUUUGUCCCAGAACGGUAUCUCAACUUCCCAGACCUCUCCUUCCCUGAGAGCAGACACAACAGUGACAAUCCCUUGGGGGCAGAGCCCACAGCAUUCCUGGCACGUGCCCUGUACAGCUAUGCCGCACAGAGUGCAGAAGAGCUGAGCUUCCCUGAGGGGGCGCUCAUCCGUUUGCUCCCCCGGGCCCAAGAUGGAGUAGAUGAUGGCUUCUGGAGAGGAGAAUUUGGGGGCUGUGUUGGUGUCUUCCCUUCCCUGCUGGUAGAGGAACUGCUUGGCCCCCCAGGGGCACCUGAACUCUCUGACCCUGAACAGACGCUGCCAUCCCCUUCUCCUCCCAGCUUCUCCCCACCUGCACCUACCUCUGUGCUGGAUGGACCUGUCCUGUCUGAGGACAAAGCCCUGGACUUCCCUGGACUCCAGGACAUGAUGGCGCCUCGACUAAGGCCGAUGCGCCCACCACCUCCCCCGCCGGCUAAAGCCUUGGACCCUGACCACCUAGAUCCCCUCACCUGAAGAUCGGGGGGAUCACUGUCCCCCAGUGAUGCUGCUGUCCCUAUCUCCAUGUUGUCAGAGACCACACUGUUGAUGAUCCAGAGCAACACAGCCAAAAGCUGGAAUCUUCCUUAUUUUCGCUCUCACUUCCAGGGGUAGAAACUUCCCCUCUCCCCAUUUCUGGGCUGGAACCCAUUCCUUUUUCCCCGUUGUCUUCCUACCAUCUUUAAGGAUGGACCUACCCAUUUCUCUUCUGCCACCUCCCUUUCUCUAGGGUAGUGAAAUACCCUGAAAUCUCAGGCUGGAACCCAUCCCCAAAGACUUGAGUGGCUCCGGUCCAUCUGUGUCUCCCCCCUGGCUCUGUGACCCAUCCCUCUGUAGAUGCUAGGGUCACUGGGGUUGGGGCCAGGAAACAAGCAGGCCUUGAGAGUCAGAAGGAGCUGGAGCCAGUAUGCGAAGCAGCUGUAAUGGUCUGAGCGGAUUUAUUGACAGUGAAUAAAGGGCACGAAGGCCAAGCCAGGCCUGGGCCUCUUGUGCCAAGAGGGAAGGGGGCCUAAGGUGCUAUUGCUUUAGUGGCCCACCAAGGGCAGGGGCCUGCUUCCAGCUGCCACUCUCUAGCACAUGGAGCGAGGGGCUGGGGAAGGCAGGUCAGGCAGCCUGUUGGAAGGCAGGGGAAGGGGAAGAUAACUGAGGGUCCAGGGAUGGGGGCACCUCUCCCGAGGUCCCCCAGCCUGAGACCAUGCAACUCCAGGUAGAAGUAGAGCUGGUCACUCAGCUGGGGGCAGUGCUGUACAGUGGAGAGGUAGGCCUUCAUGCCCACCUGUCCCCUGGCCCUGCCAGCUGGUAGUCCAUCAGCCAGUGAAGAAUGCUUGGAGGAGAGGAAGAAUAAAAGUAUUGCUUCAUGUGCAAGCUCUAUCCCAGCUUCUCCCCAGGGGCUGCAGGAUGUUCCCUGUCCCCACCACGAAACCAAGGUAUUUAUUGCAAAGGCUAAGCCUACAGUUCACUUUGGAGGGUCAGAGAGCUGAGAGGUUUCAGUAGUUUACAUGGGAGAUGGGAGGACGAGAUUACCUGACUUGGGGCUCAGGUAGACUCACCUCACACACCCCCUGUUCCCCGUGGUGGAGACACCUGAGAGAAAGGGGAGGGGAUCAAUAGUGGGAGAUGGAGAUGGGUCAUAUCGGUGCCCUCUAGAAUAGGGGGCACUGAAUGCUGAGUAUACCAUAGCCCAUUGUAGCCCCGGCCAUAUCUUCAUACCUGGUGAUCUGAGGUGUCCUGUUUGCUUGGCUGUCCAUUUGCCUCUGGAGUAGGCCUCCCAGGGCUUGGGCCCCUCCCUCCGGCCCUCAGUGUCGGCUCUGCAGAGGCUCCAGGGUUCCCCUCAAGUGUACAAGGAAUUAAGCUGCCAUCCCUGAGUCCUCCAUUCUGCACUGGAGGGCUGGCCAGGGCCUGGGGCUGUGGCCCUUCAUGGGGCAGCCUCUCCAAGGCAGGCAUCUCUGCCCUGGGCUGCCCUCCCCCAGACCCCUGCCCACCCCUUGGGUCCUGUCCCCCACCAGAGACCCUGCUUCUGUCUGUGGGAGAGCCAUCACGAUGUUCAUGCAGGCCAUAGCGCUUCUCAAUGUGUGUCACCCGGAACCUGGGAUGGGAGGGAACACUGGGGCUUAGGAUCACAAAUCAGGGACUGCUCGGCUUUCCCUUCUGACCAGGGACAUCCUGGAUUUGAUGGCUAUUUCCCUCUGGCCUAAGGCAGGGGAGGCCUUCUCAGAUUGUGGGGUACAUUGUGCAGCCUGAUUCCUGCUGGAGCUCUCAGACCAGAAAGAAAGAACUGGGGCCCACCUCUGGGGUCUGGUGCCUGAUCAUUGGGGCCCCCACCUCAACCUCCCUUUCCUUGGAGUACCCUGUCCUUCACCUGCCCACAGAGAACACAGUGGUCUCCCCAGUCCGGGGGCGGCUUUUUCCUUCCUUGGAGCGUCCCUGACGGACUAGUGGGGGUCUCUUGCUGCGGCUGCAAUGGAUGCAAGAUGCUGCAGAGCCUAGGUGCACUGUGUGAUGAUGGGAAGGGGCUCCGUCCUGCAGGCUGGAGGUGGCGUCCACGCUGAACAGCAGGGAGGAUGGGAAUAAGUGUAGCAUUUCCAUUUCCCUUCCUAUUCUGUUUCUUCCUAUUGUUUCAGCAUGCUCCUUAAACUCCCAGAAGCCUUACUUUCCUCAGGCCUCAACACCCUUUUCUUAUCUAAUAAACUCAAUACUAAGAUGUUAGUGAC